GAACAUUUGAACCUUCGAGUUCAGAACUAUGACGGAGUGGAUGUAAUCUUCAAAAUAAUGACAACAACUCCUCUCAGGAAACUAAUGGAGGCCUAUUGCAUACGUCUAUCCCUCAAUCUAAAAUCAAUUGUAUUUCUAUUCGAUGGCAAAGCUCUCCAACCUGACUUCUCCUCUGCAGCUUAUGGAAUUAUAAACAAUGACAUAAUUGAUGUUGUAAAACAACACAAGGUC
Acytostelium subglobosum LB1 is the source of this 231-nucleotide messenger RNA. RefSeq lists its product as hypothetical. The transcript has a single exon. Gene Ontology annotation, cellular component: nucleus. The record is from RefSeq and is a predicted model, not a curated record. Lineage: Eukaryota; Evosea; Eumycetozoa; Acytosteliales; Acytosteliaceae. Gene Ontology annotation, molecular function: protein tag activity; ubiquitin-like protein ligase binding. Gene Ontology annotation, biological process: protein sumoylation. The annotation marks the transcript as partial.